Haemorhous mexicanus (house finch) is the source of this 6576-nucleotide messenger RNA. It is a transcript of the gene SEC22C, whose product is annotated as SEC22 homolog C, vesicle trafficking protein. The coding region runs from base 2344 to 3258 and encodes 304 amino acids. The record is from RefSeq and is a predicted model, not a curated record. NCBI's taxonomy places the organism in Eukaryota, Metazoa, Chordata, Aves, Passeriformes, Fringillidae. Gene Ontology annotation, biological process: endoplasmic reticulum to Golgi vesicle-mediated transport. The transcript has 8 exons.
CAGGAUGGAGGUGGGAUGGGUCCUUAGGUGGGCUCCUGAAGGGACAGGGAUGAGCUGCUGGGCUUGGGGAAGCGUCAGGAUUGAGGAGAAUGGGGUGGGUGGAUAUUUGGGAACAGGUGAAUGUGGUGUUUCUGAGAGAUGAAGGUGGGGCAGAGCCUCAGAGCGUCACAGAGUUGUUGCAGUGUGGUUUGGAGGAUUGUCUGUUGGAAUAGUGGGAUUGAUGUGGGAGCUGGAUGCUGGGGUUUGUGUGUGCUUCAUUUCUGGUAAUCCACAGGAGUGUGUGCAGACAGAUUUGUGAUGGUAAGGGCUUUUUCCACAUGUUUCCCCUUGGGGAUAAGAGUAAGCCUGUAGGAUUUAUAGGAGCCUAAAAGCUCUGGAUAUGCACAAAUCCUGUGUUACAUUUUGAGAUAGCAGCGUGUUUUCAAAUUGCUUUUAUUCACUGCUCAGUCUGGAAGGUGGGUCUGGGGUGUCUGUAGCUGCUCAGCACUGCUGGGGGCUUGGAGGCAGCUCAGCUGGGAAGGAUCAGGUGGAUACUGGUGCAAUAUUAGAAAAUGAGAAAUUUAACACUGGUCUGGAUUUGUUUUUUUAUAUAUCUGAGAAGAAGAUAAACUCCACUUUGUGAUCCCUCAGGGAGGUGAUAAAUCUCCCUCAUGAACCACAUCCUUGUUGGGUGAGACCCAAAGCAGCACUGGAGCUGCAGCUCAGGUUUUGUGUUUGAUGAGUCAACCUGAAUCUCUUUCAUGUUCAUCCCACCUGUAGCUGUCCAGGACUCCCUCUGGAGAUUACCUGCCUGAGGAAGGAUGCUUUAGGGCAGUAGUUGUGGUCAAAUAUCAAGUUGUCAUGUGUCCAAAAAAUUUCACAUUCUGCUUCAGGGCCAUGGGAACAUCCACUAAAGCUUUUGGCUCUUCCUUCAGCAGGAAGGUUAGAGCUGGACAAAGCAGAUAGGGUUGAAGCUGGACACCUCCAGAGAGCAGGGAAAUGUGUCUGAACAGGGAAAGAAUACUUGAGAGAAAUCCUGGUCACAUAUUUUGGGAGCAGUGUGCCACUCUUGGAAUGAAACCUGCUGUUGCUGGUGAGAUAAUUUCCGAAAGAACCAGGUUUUUGAUACAAUCUCCUUUAUGAACCCUGCACUACUUUGCAUUUGCUCUCACAGCCUUUUGAGCAGAUUGUUUUCUAAGUCCAGGCAAUCAGGCAGGAGUUUGUUGAGCAUUUGGGGAAGUGUGGCCUGGUGAGUUGGGUGUAAUCUUCUUACCCAGAGGAGCUUGUGUAACACACAGUAAAGUGCGGGAGGUCUGAUUGAGGCUGCCCAAUAAUCCCUGCUCAGCCAGGGGAGAGUUGGCUGCUCCCUGGGAAGUGAGGGAAGGGGGAAUUGUGCUCCAGGUCACUUAGAUACAUUGAGGAAUGGUUUAUUCUAAUAUUGGGGGUGUUAAUGUGAGUCUUGCACGAGGCAGUUGUACUCUGAAGCAUUGUUGGAUGUACAGGUGCUUCAAGAAAUGAAAAAAAAACAACUUUGUUCCUUUCAGUCCUGAAGUAUAACCUGUUCUUCUGAAAUAAUUGCUUGAAAUACUUCCCAAGGUUCUGCUUUGUGCCAGAUGCUGCCAUGAUGUUAUCACUUGUGAACUCUGCAAGAUUUGAAUGCAGAGCCUUGAGUUCAUUGUCCAAGUUCAGAGCCAAGGUCAAAGAGCUGCCACGUCCUGGCAGUGGCAGAUCUUUGGGCUGCUGAUGGUGAGCAAACAGAGAGACUGCAGGAGGAAAGGGCAGCCAGGAUGACACAGUGACAGCACUGAGCCACCUGCCUACAGGCACACCUUGAUCAGCUGUGACACUUUGUGCUUGGGCACAGGUGACGUGGCAGAACUGGCUUGCAAGUAGUUAAAAUUCCAAGGGCAUUGCCAUUGGUGGCUGUCACUUGCCAAAACCACACAGCUCUGAACAUCUUCUGAUGGGAGAGCAGCAAGGGCUGUGCCAAAGGGAAACCCAACACCUCUUUUUCUGAGGAAGGAGAGUGGAUUCCUUUCUCCAGUGAAGUCUGGUAUUUAAUUUGGAAGUUUUCCUGGAUCUUUCUUUCCCAGACCAAAGGAUCCCUCUGACGGGCAGCUGGCAGCAUUAGGCACUGCAGCAGGAAGAGAUGAUAUGAAGUGCUCUUAAUCCUCUGACACCGUGCCCUGGAUCCUCAUGGUAUGUCUGAAGGACACAUCUCUGCAUGUUCUGAAUAUGCCAGGUGAAGCCCAAGAAUAACUUUCCACAGGAGUUUGUGACCUCUUAAAGAGGAAGAAGUCAAGAGAGGGCAACUUUUAUUCUAUAUUUAGCCCUAGGUUGUCCUCAUGAAUACUCCCGUGGAGAAUGUCCAUGAUCUUCUUUGCCUGUGUGGUGAGGGUGAGGGAUGGGCUUCCCCUCUCAGCCUCCACAGAUUUCCAUCUCAACCAGGACUUUCUGGAGUGCAGGAAGAGGCUGAAGGCUCUGUCCUCCAUCCUGGCACGGUACCCCAGUCGGGGCACGGCCAAAGGACGUAACCUCAGCAUCCAUUUCCUUUCUUCUGGGGAUAUUGCCUGCAUGGCAAUCUGUUCCAGCAGCUACUCAACCAUCAUGGCCUUCUGCUUCCUGGAAGAGCUUCGCUGGGAAUUUGCUGCUUCCUACAACACAAGGAGUAUCAAUUCAGCUUCCAGACCAUAUGCUUUUAUUGAAUUUGAUAACACCAUUCAGAAGGUGAAACACCAUUUCAACAGCAGCCGUGGCUCCAGGGCCAGGGGCAGCUGGGAGAGGGUGGAGGAGGAGCUGAAGCUGCAGCCCCCAGUGCAGCUGCAGCUGGAGGCCACGGAGCUGCUGAACGGGCUGAGCAAUGGAGGGCAUGCAGGAGGCCAUGUGGAGGUUGUCCCUGCUUACAGAAUGCAGCCUGUGACCCCCCUGGGGAUUCUGUCACUCGUUCUGAACAUCAUGUGUGGAGCUCUGAACCUCAUCCGAGGAGUUCACCUGGCAGAAUAUUCCUUUCAGGAGGACCAUGAAGGAAUUGGAAAUGUGAUAGCUUUUUUUCUACCUUUUCUAGCCUGUGUUUUUCAGUGUUACCUGUACCUCUUCUACAGCUCAGCCAGGAAGGUGAAGACAUUUGUGCUCCUUUUCUGUGUCUGUUCAUGCAACAUCUACUUGUAUGGAUUGAGGAACCUCUGGCAAAUCUCCUUCCACAUAGGAGUGGCUUCUCUUUCCUCUUACCAGAUCCUGACAAGGCAGCUCCUGGAGAAGCAGCCUGACUGUGGUGUAUGAAAAAAAAAAAAAAAAACAACAAAUUUAGGGUUUGCUACUCUGUUUUUACAACUCCUUUUUUUGUAUUCACCUGGCCAGAAAUAGCUCAGAGUGUUUUUUAACCAUCCAUGGCAAUGGUUAUUGCAAGGAGAACAGCUCCAAGCAACCUGGGCUAAGUAGGAUCCUGUAAUCAUGUCCUGCACACUGCAAGGGGUGCAGCUGUGUUUCACAUGGUGCAUGGUGGAGCUUGUCAGGUGUCACCACAGAUGGAAGUUCUUACCAUCAGCAGGCUUUUCCUCCUUGGCUGCCACCAUCCAGACAGCAUUUUGCCAUUUGUCUCACUGGCUCUGUGACAGCUUGGCAGGUCAGUCUUGCCCUGCUGCUGCAAAUACUCCAGUUGUGUAGUAAAACAAGGGUAAAGUGAUGGGUAACAUUUCUGUCUCUAGAUUGUCUUGGUAAAUGUGAGGAAAGGGGUUGUCUGCUAUAAUUAGGUGAGUGCAGAAUCAGUGGGAAAAAUGCUGAGGGUGAGUUUCAGGGUCAUUCUUCUAGGUUUGGAAGGACAGGGAAAGGCUGUGGCUCUUUUAUAAACCAUAAAGUCUAUAAAUAUCUCCUUGGCUGAACAGCACAUUCAGUUUAGUGUGUGCUCAUGGGUUAAUUGCAAAUAUGCUUGGGGCAGCAGAAAAUAAUCCCAGGGGGUGUAAGUGAUCUGUCAGCUCUUGUGGCCUUUGUUUCCCUGGCUAAGGUCACUUUUUGGAUAAGGGCAAUUCCAUGUUUGCUUGGCCUCUUGGGUAAUAAAUCUUCCAAACCUAUUUAUGACAGGCCACUGACUCCUUCACCUUUUUUUAAUAAAAUGAAGAGCUGGUGGGUAGAAAGCCAUUUCCAGGAAUGGAAAGCAAGAGCAGGUUCUCUUUGUUCUGUAAAACACCUGUGGUUAAUGGUGGUGAAUUCUUACACUCAGAUUGAGUUUCUGGGUGUGCACUUGGAACUGGGGACUGGAAUUCCCAACCUCUGCUGCACUGGCUCUUCUGCUCUCUCAUGGAUCCAGGUGCACAGGGGCAUUUUAGGGCAUAGAUGAAUAAUUUAGGCUGGCUGUUAAAAAAAUGCAUAGCAGUUUGAUGCAGCUGUCCUUGAGGGCUUGUAGAGAUUCAGACUGUAGGUAUGUUAUUGUGGAAUUAUGGUCCUAAAAUUUCCUUUUAUUUUUUUUUUUUUCCUUUCUGAUCAUCCCCAUUUCUUUCACCAAAGAUUUCUUUUUCCUCUCACAGAGUCUCUACCUCUGGUUGCAAAGAGAUUAACAUGCAGCAGAGUUGUCUUUUUUUUUUUUGCAAGAACACUUGACAAAAUUACUUGCUUUUAUCUCAGUGAGUUUUCCUGGAAUCUCAGGAUGCAAACACAAAGAUCAGACCACAAAUUUGUGGUUGCUGAACUUUGGAAGCACUUCUGGAUGCAGCUGACUGCAGCAGCAGCAUCCAUGGGCAGCUCAUUCCAACCUGGACAGUUUCUAGGACAUCAGGGGACUUAGUGCCAGAGCUUUUCCCAGGAGGAAGGUGUAGAGAUUUCUUUUUCACUGCUCUUACUGGAACAGCAACGUGAUAAAAACCUCCAAAGUGUGAGGAAUAGUCUGGUAGGAAUGAUGGAGGAAUAUUUCAGCCAGGCAUUUAAGGACACAGCUCGAGCUGUGUGCCAUGAGGGAAAGGUUUUCUGUUCUAAGGGAGGGGAUUAAAUUGGUUUGUCUGUCAUUGUCCCAGUUUUCUGUCAGGCUGCAAGUGGAGAAAUGAAGCCACAAUUCAAGCACUGUCCCUGAGACACCAAGAUGACCCCACAGAUGUGAGGGGUUUUGUGCUGCUCUUAAUUUUCAUACUGUUCACUCCCAGUUUUCCCUGGUAAAUUACUUCUGGAGACUGCAGGGAACUCAGCCACUCAGAGUUUGGAUUACAAGUUUAAAAAAAAAAAAAUCUGCAAAAAGAGCACCCCAAAUAUCUGACACUAGAAAUUUAACAGUUUAAGGAUAUUUGAUCUGGUGACUGGUGGUGUUUUCCAGGAGCAUCAAUUGAUAUCAACCCCCUGGAUUCCUGUGGGGAAAGGAUGAAGCAUUUUAUACAGACAGACAAAUCUUCAUGAAAAGGACUUCAGGACAGGAGCCAGCUCCCUGCUCCUGCCUUUUUAUCCUCACUCUGGCUAAAGAGUCCAGAAGAGCUUUUCCUGUUUCUCCUGGGCUUGGCUGAAGCCAGCCCACACAGAGCAUUUCCAGAGGGCAUUCCUCAGAGCUGACUGGAAAAGUUGUAACAUUCCUGCUGCUUCCCCAGCAUCCAGCUGCUCUGUCCUGAAACAAAUCCAUCCCUGAGCCAGGGGAUGGCAGCCACAGCUCUGCAGAGGAGUGCUACAACAGGGGGUCUGGAUAAUUGUGCAAUUAGCAGAGUGGAGAAAGGUUAAUUUCAGCUUUUUUUGAAUUGGUUCUCCUAAAAACGUUUCAGUAAAAUCAAACCAAAUCAGUUGUUCAGUUCUGCCUUUGCCUAAACUUGUAUUUUUUUGCUUUGUGGAUUUUUGGGGAAUGUGGCUGAAUCUUCAGGUGUUUUCUACCCAAUGACAGAGCUCUGUUUUGGGGUUGGUCUUAAUCCCUUUGCAACCUUUUAUUUUCCUGAAAUAGGUGUAAACCAUAUUAAGGAAUCUUCAUGGAUUAGUCUGUGUGCACUUCAUAGGUUUGGUUGGGGUUCCAGGAUGAGGCAGAGCACCCAAAAUUUGAUCUAUUUUUAUUUUUAAUUUGGUAUUUAUCCCAUGUCCACACAGUGUUUAUACAGUUAAACAUUUUCUCUUGGCAAAACAGCACCAGGAACAGAAUAGUUUACAUUGAUCUCAGUGCUUUAAGAUUUGAUAAAAAAGAAUGACUUGCAGUUUGAGAACACAAAAUCUGACUCAUAAUGUGGCAUUUUUCCUGUACUGAAUCAAAUCCCCAAAGAGAAAUCCAUCCCUUUUUUCAGCUUUAAACUGGUUAAUGUGGUUUGAAUUGCAUCUUCUUCAUUCUGUCACUUUGCAAGGGAAGUCUUUUGGAAACUCUUCUCCCCCAGCAGCUCAACACAAGCAAAUUGGCAAAGAAUAAACUUCAGAAUAAUUUCCAGGUUUGCUUAGUCAGUGCUUAGUCACUUUAUGAAGCUGGUAAUUCUCUGGGUUUUUUUUUUUUUUUCCUUUUUCCCAAAGACCUGUUGAGUUUGUAGAAGGUGGGCUGGUACCUUUUUAGACAUUUUUGCACUGUAUUAAUAAUUGAACCUGUGUAAAUGUGUAUAAAAUCAUUUUGCAUGUAUAUGUAUAUAUGUACAUAUAUCUAAUAAAUGGCUUCUUUUGUAA